This is a messenger RNA of Owenia fusiformis, 401 nucleotides long. NCBI's taxonomy places the organism in Eukaryota, Metazoa, Annelida, Polychaeta, Sabellida, Oweniidae. The record is from the annotation of a GenBank genome assembly.
CAAUCUCCUUCCAUGCGCUUCAUUUUCAGGUUUGAUGACUGGAGCUAGAACAUGCGACUUGAUGGUGAGAACUAUAAAUCCUAUGAAAACAUCCGAGGUCAACAUUACAUGGAGGCAAGCAGAAUGUAAAGCAAAUGUCACUGAUACGUUCAUGUGUGUAAAGAUCAAGAAAGACGGUCCAGAUCAGGCUACAAAAACCACAGCAUGUCCAGCACGACGGCCGUGCUCGUGCACCAAACCUAAGAGAUAUCAGUUGCAAGAAGGAGAAAUCAAUUGCGAAAAUGUAGAACUGUACACAAUGCCAAUAGGAAUAUCACUAGAUGUGAAAGGCGUGUUUGCAAGAAAGAACAAAAUACGUUACAUAGAAAAUGGAAUGUUUCAUGGAAUGCCAAAUCUCAAAC